Epithele typhae is the source of this 1383-nucleotide messenger RNA. RefSeq lists its product as uncharacterized. The transcript is spliced from 5 exons. NCBI's taxonomy places the organism in Eukaryota, Fungi, Basidiomycota, Agaricomycetes, Polyporales, Epitheliaceae. The coding region runs from base 1 to 1383 and encodes 460 amino acids. The record is from RefSeq and is a predicted model, not a curated record.
AUGGCAUCUCGUGUAGCGGAGGCAGGUCCUUCACGACGCCCCGGACCCCCAAACGCACGCCCCAAAGGGCUCAACACGGCCUUCAUAGAUGGGAAGGGUCGCCGCCGGAUGAACGGGACGCCCCCGGGGAGCGAUGAAGAAAGCGGCACAGCUGGGUCGGGAGGCGAGUUCGAGUCGGGCUCGACGGAUGAUGAGAAAGAGUCCCGCGGUGUCGCCCAUCCCGGGACGCCGCGUGCGGCGAGCCCUGUGUCUGCGCGGAAGAGCACCUCGUGGGCGGACCUCGACCUCUCCAUUGUCGUUGCGCUCGUCUCACCCAUCGCCAACUGGCUGACGGGGGGAGAUCACGUCAAGAAUGUCUUCCUCAUUGUGCUGUUGAUAUUUUACUUGCACCAAAUCAUUGAGAUUCCUUGGCAGCUUUACCUCUCUGCACGUCCCCGGAAGUCGGCACGACGCGUGGCCGCCACACCGACGACGACGACGAGCGAGUUUCGAGCUCGCGUCCCUCGCACAAGGGGAACUGUUCGCCAUGAAUGGCUCUACCUCGGUCUCACCGUCCUUUCGCCUCUUGUCGGUGCUGGUUUCCUUCGCAGUGUCCUCAACGCGCUCGGCGACAACGACGCCUAUCUUGGUUCUCCACCACUCUACAGAACACGCCUGCAUGUGCCCUCAAGCGCAUCGACAUACUGGAACGCGAAGUGGGAGGCUCCAAGAAGGCCUGAAGCGCGCCGAGCACUCCGUGACGUCUGCGACAACCUCAACGAAGCCAUCGAAGAACUCGAGCGCGCUGCGAAGCGUAGCGAGCGCAAGCACGACGCCAACCGCGCUGCGCAGAACGUCCGUAUCACCUCGCUCGAGAACAGCCUUGUGCAAGUCGAGGAUCGCCGGAAGCGCGACCUCGCUGCCUUCGAGGCUGCCGGGAUUCGCAUCCCUGACGGCAAGUCCUUCCUCCGCCAAGUGCAAUGCGCGGUCGUCGCCGCCAUCGACCGCGUGCUCUACCUCCCCCGCGCGCUCCUCGCACUUGGGCUCGACGACCCGCUCGACAGCCGGAGCAUGAACGGCCACGGGGGCGCCCAUCUCAACGGUAACCCGAUUCACCACUCGCGCAUCCGUAGUCCUGACCGCGAGAAGCACCUCGCGCACCUCGUCCCCCGCCUCGCUACCAUCCCCGAGGCUGAAGACUCCGACUCGGACGGCACGUUCGUCUCGGACAAGGAAGGCCGCGCGAGCCCUCCAUCGCUCAAGCUCGACGGCCCUGUGGAAGGAGCGUCCGCCACGGCACUGGGAUACGCGCAAGAGGUCAUGUUGUGGCCGUACUGGGCGAGUGUGCGUGUUCUCAUUGCCGUCUUGCCUCCCGUGAAGAACAUCGUUCCCCGAGAUGAAUGA